Molecule: messenger RNA, 1483 nt
Organism: Sarcophilus harrisii (Tasmanian devil)
Lineage: Eukaryota; Metazoa; Chordata; Mammalia; Dasyuromorphia; Dasyuridae
Gene: IRF1
Product: interferon regulatory factor 1
Exons: 10
Coding region: 89-1072 (327 amino acids)
Biological process (GO): regulation of transcription by RNA polymerase II; immune system process
Cellular component (GO): nucleus
Molecular function (GO): RNA polymerase II cis-regulatory region sequence-specific DNA binding; DNA-binding transcription factor activity, RNA polymerase II-specific
Source: RefSeq, a predicted model, not a curated record
GCGGGCGAAAAUUGGGAACCAGACGAGCUCCAGCUCUCCGAGCCAGGCUUCGAAGGCAACGGCGGCGCGGGCGCCUGACCCAGACAACAUGCCCAUUGCCAGAAUGCGCAUGAGACCCUGGCUAGAGAUGCAGAUUAAUUCCAACCAAAUCCCAGGCCUGACCUGGAUUAACAAGGAGGAGAUGACCUUCCAGAUCCCAUGGAAGCAUGCAGCAAAGCAAGGCUGGGACAUCAACAAGGAUGCCUGUCUUUUUCGGAGCUGGGCCAUUCACACAGGCCGAUACAAAGCUGGGGAGAGGGAGCCAGACCCUAAGACUUGGAAGGCCAAUUUCCGAUGUGCCAUGAAUUCGCUCCCUGACAUAGAGGAAGUGAAGGACCAAAGCAGGAACAAGGGCAGCUCAGCUGUGAGAGUGUACCGGAUGCUCCCACCUCUAACUAAGAAUCAACGAAAAGAGAGAAAGUCCAAGUCAUCCAAAGACUCUAGAAGCAAGAGCAAGAGAAAGUCCUGUGCAGAUUCCAGCCUCGACACUCAGUCAGAUGGGCUUAGCAGCUUGACUCUCCCAGAUGACCACAGUGGCUACACAGCUCAGGCUUAUGCAGAGCAGGAGAUGGAGGUGGAGAGCUCCUCGGUCUCUCUGGAUCUCUCCUCCUGUGAUGUCAGCAGCACCCUCCCUGAUUGGCAAGUCCCAAUGGAUAUCAUCCCUGACAGCACCAAUGACAUAUACCCCUUCCAGGUGUCACCGAUGCCUUCCAGCUCUGAUGCAACGGACGAGGAAGAGGAGGAAAAACUACCUGAAGACAUCAUCAAGCUAAUAGAACAGUCCGAAUGGCAGCAGACUGACAUUGACGGUAAAGGCUAUCUGCUUAAUGAACUCGGCACUCAGCCCCUCUGCAGUAAUUUCAGUUUCAACUUAAAAGAAGAGGAGAGCGACACAGACGGGCCAGGAGAGGUUAUUGAGUUGAAUCUACAUCGAGCCUUCACAGAACUGAGGACCCUGGAUGCAAGUUGGAUGGACACAGUGCUGACACCUGUCAGAACAUCUAGCAUCCAGGCUAUUUCCUGCGGGCAGUAAUGUGUCCUCUGUUUCCAGAGAGCUCGAGGGCAGCGUUAUGGUGGCUAAUUCAAACAGACCUUGUGGCCUGGCCUUAGAAGAGGUCUGGGCCUGUCCCCUAAGAAGACUGGCAACGGGAUUUCAAUGCAUGGCAGACAAACACUGAAGCAGGGGCUGCAACUCCAUUUCUAUCAUUAGCUUCCCUUCUUUUCACCUCCCACCUGCUGUAUUCUGGGCUGCCCCAGUGAGCUGUGGUAGCUGGGAGGUCUGGACAAACGCUCUCUAUCCCAAUGUGGGGGAAGGAAGGAAGGAUCAGUUCAGUCAGGCCUCUUGAUGUGCUGUGCUGGACAAGAGCAUCAGCCAGAACCACUGGUGACAGUCAUUUGCACUUAAAAAAAUGGCCCUAUUUCAUAAUUGUUUGCACUAAGUGAG